Molecule: messenger RNA, 2744 nt
Organism: Polistes dominula (European paper wasp)
Lineage: Eukaryota; Metazoa; Arthropoda; Insecta; Hymenoptera; Vespidae
Source: RefSeq, a predicted model, not a curated record
AGUUAAGAAAAGCCGAUCGCAGCAUCACGCAGAAAGGUUCGAAUCAGAACCGAAAGAACUUCCAUCGCGAACGCAGAUUCUCUUUAAGUCGAAUUCGUACGACUUACAAAAUUCAAAAACUCGUUCGUUAGACGAUAACAAUAAAUCGACCAAUCGAAAUUAAUCAUUUUUUUAUCGAGAUAUCUUAGUUGAUAUUUUAUUUAACGAAUUUCAUUUAAAGAAAGAAGAAAGAAAAGGAAGCAAAAUGGUUUACGAAAGCGACUUUUACACGACCCGACGACCCUACUCGAGGCCCCUUGCAUCGUCCUACAGCGUCACGACUCCUCCUGUUGUCCUACCACUAUCUACUAUUAUUCAGUUGAGGGGUUAUCUUCCUCGAAUGCCCUACAUUGCACACAAGAGGCUCGUCACCAUAGUCCAUUCACCGGUCCAUAAUGUUUACUAUGCUGGCUCGAUGAUACCAAUAAGAAUACAUUCUCGUGUACGACCCAGCGUGAUUGCUGCUGAACUCAAGAGGAUACGUGAUCUACCAAGGCCCACUACCUGGUCUUACACCGAUCAUUAUUUAAAUUCCAAGGACCACAUCUACUUCGAUGACGAGGCCAAAGAAAUACGUGCAAGAGUGGAUUCUCUUUUACGACGAGUUCACGUUUACAUACCUCGUGCAACUCCAAGCGAUUUUGUCGAGGAAAUAGUGCCGGAACGUAUGCGCAGUGGUGAUUACGUUCGUCGAUUAAUAUCCGGUAAGAACAACACGAAGAAGGAUGCUGAACCGGUAUCAUGGUAUGAUGUACCGGAAAGAGGACAGUUUGGAAAUUUGGCGUGUGUCAAAUACGUCGCUGGCAAACCCCAAUCAAUCAGGAGGCCCUACUACAAAGUUGCUGAUCUUCGUCCAUCCGAUAUCAAGAACGACGUUAAUUUUUUGAGCUACUACCAAAAAAAUCGGCAGGCUGCUGCCAAAGCUUCACCGGAUCAACCGAUGACUGAGAGAGAACUCAGAAAGGCCCGUGCCCUAGAAACCGAAGGGACCGAAUCGAUCGUGAAAAGAGAAGUUAAACCAACACCGGAAAAGAAGAUAACUGCAGCAGAAGAAAAGAAGAAAUCUAAACCAGAAGAAAUCAAACCUGUAGCAGAAGAGAAGAAAGCUGUAUCAGAAGAAAUUAAACCUAUAGCAGAAGAGAAGAAAGCUGUAGAAGAAGAGAAGAAACCUGAACCAGAAGAAAUUAAACCUGUAGUAGAAGAGAAGAAACCUGAACCAGAAGAAAUCAAAUCAGUAGCAGAAGAAAAGAAGGUAGUAGUAGAAGAACCUGUAAAAGAAGAAGUUAAGCCAAAAGCUAAAGCAGUUAAGGAAUCAAAGGUAAAAAAAUUAAAAGAAGCAGAGAAAAGUGCAGAAACAUCUAAAACAAAGGAAGCACCUGUGAAGGAACCUCCAAAAGAACAAGAAUUGGUAGCAGAAUCUGUAAAGGAGAAAGAAGUUAAGGUAGAAGCAGUUCCUGUGGAAUCUGCAGAACCUGCUCCUAAACCAGUAGAAGUUGUAGAGGAACCUCCUAAACAAGAAUCUGCAAAAGAGGAGCCUUCAAAGAAUGUACCAGCUGAGCCUGAAGUUGCACAGGUAAAGGAACCAGAAAAUGUUCCUGAAACCAAACUUGAAGUGCAAGCAAUAGAGGAAUCAAAAGUGGAACCAACAGUUGAACCAAUAGUAGAACCAACGGUAGAACCAACGGUAGAACCAACGGUAGAACCAACGGUAGAAUCAACAGUGGAACCAGAAGUAAUCAAAACUGCUGUAGAUGUACCAGAGUUUAUAGAAGAAUUGAAACCAGAAACUGUGCUAGAAGUAGAAGCAAAGCCCGUUGAGGAACCUGUAGUAGUUGAAGCUACUCCUGCGAGUUCUGAACUUGUAAGUGAAAAGGAUCAACCAGAAGAUGAGACUGAAGAAGUGAAACAAGGAAAACAAGAUGCGGCAAGAAGAGCAGAAGAAUAUUUGCGUAAAGUUGCUGAAGAAGCUAGAACCGAGGAAGAGAAAAGAAAAGCUGCGGAAGAUGAAAGGACGAGAUUAGAAUUGGAGGAAAAAAAGGCAUGGGAAGCUGUGGAAAUUGAUUUGGAUCGAAAAGCUCACAUCAAUGAAAUCCUCGAGGUUGAGAGGGCAGAAGCCGAAAGAAAAAUAGAAGAAGAAAAAUUGGAAAAAGAACGUACCGAGUUACUUCGUUUGGAAGAAGCUGAAAGACAAAUCAAUGCGGAAAAACUUCGAGCUUUGAUGGAGGAAGAAGAAAGGAUGCUGAUCGAGGAACGUGCAGAAGAAAUUCGUCAAAGGCAAGAAAGAGAAGAAAGAUUGGCUGAAGUGGCACGUGGUAUUAACAAUGAUAAAAAGGAUAUCGAUUCUUUCCGCGAAGAUCAUCUUUUCACCCCAAUAACUGAUCAGGAAUUGGAGGAGAAACCAUACGAAGUGCAAUCAGAUGAAGACACCAGGAUUGAAGAAGAAAAUGAAGAAGAUUGUCAGGAAGUGGAAGAAGUAAUCGUGGAUCCAUUCGUUCUUUCGGAAACAGAAUGUUCAGAAUCACGACCAAUAUCCAGCGGAGGUACUGCCAAAAUCGAGGAAGAUUUUGUGUGGCCUGACGAAGAAGCCUAAUCUUACUUUUUUUUCCUUUUCUUUCUAUCUUUUUAUUUCCUAUCGCGAAUAACACCCUAAACGCCGGAUGAUGUUCCUUUAUUACAGUAAUAUCACUUUUUAUUUUGCGCUAUGA